AUGAAGACGAAUGAAUCGUUGAUUAAUGAAUUGGCCAUUGCUGUGAUCCAUUGGCUUUCCGAGUUUCUGGACUCACCAUUGACUGCAGACGCACAUCCAACAUCUUUAGCUGAUGCAGUUGUAUUGUUCAAACUCUUCAAGAUUCUUUUAAACAAGGAUGAUAUAAACCUUGAUACAAUGGAUCCCGGGCUAUUCUCAGUCACGUGUGAAGCGGAAAGCAACGGCACAUUAAUUACAAUUCCUACACGUAUGUGGUCUCAGAUAGAUGUGUUAUCCUCCCUGUUAACCACGCAUCUCAAAAAACACGCAGGCUCGAUUCACACUCCACCCUUGGACUUUUACAAACUAAUCAUAUUGAAAGAGAGUGAGCAAUUAAAAGCAAUGUGUCAAAAUCUCAUCAUGCUUGGCACUUUCACUUCUAAGCUAGCGUCACGCGGACAAGCUUUCAUCGAGUUCUUGUCGGAGGAAGAUCGUCUUUUGCUUAAACGAUAUGAUGUUUUACAGCAAGAACUGGACUACAGAGCACAGAGACAACGUUUUGAAUCAUUAACGCCAACUUCAUUAGAUCAAGGUCAGAAUCCAAACGAUGUGUUACCUGAACCUAAUUCAGUCAAGUAA
This is a messenger RNA of Lodderomyces margitis, 618 nucleotides long. RefSeq lists its product as uncharacterized. The coding region runs from base 1 to 618 and encodes 205 amino acids. The transcript has 2 exons. The record is from RefSeq and is a predicted model, not a curated record. NCBI's taxonomy places the organism in Eukaryota, Fungi, Ascomycota, Pichiomycetes, Serinales, Debaryomycetaceae.